Molecule: messenger RNA, 1797 nt
Organism: Caenorhabditis briggsae
Lineage: Eukaryota; Metazoa; Nematoda; Chromadorea; Rhabditida; Rhabditidae
Exons: 9
Coding region: 1-1797 (598 amino acids)
Biological process (GO): negative regulation of vulval development
Source: RefSeq, a predicted model, not a curated record
AUGGAAGAAAGAAAACCCGAAAAAUACUACAAAACUGAAGACAACGAUCCAAUCGAAUAUGAAGAGGUAUUUCAAAAUUCCACAUUGGUUAAGAAAUAUCAUUUUUAUGUCACCAUGUCCCUUUUUGUCUACUUAUUCUCUUUUUCAUUCUUUUUAUUUUUCCACUUAUUUCUUACGUACGAACAGAAUGCAUACAGUUCAGUGGAACGAUAUAAUGAAGAGCUGGCGAUGAGAUUCUUUUUGGGAAAUGGGAGAUCGCUAGAAACUAUCAACGAUCCCCCAUUCCUUAAAUUUCUCCAUCACCUAAAUCCCACGAGAAACCCACCGGAACCAUCAUAUAUGACAACGAGAGCAAUGACUGAAACUAGGCCGGAUAUCAAAUACUUGCGAAAUCUAGGACCAUUGGGUAUAACAAUUGAAGCUGUGCGGAAAGCUGACGAAAUCUAUUUGUCCAUUUCUUCACACUUUUAUAAUAGCCACGGAGAACGACAGAAUACAGUACAUUUUGAAAAAAUCAUUUUCAGAGAUUAUGAUGGAAGAAUCGUUGCUGAUCGAAUCCGUAAAGUAGUUGAUGCUCGUAAAGCGAUGAAUUAUGCUGUCUCGUACAUCAUGUCUCCGAAUUGCCGGAUGCUGGAAAUGAUCACUGCAAAUAUGCCUGUGAAAAAUAAAUUUAUCUGCGUCUUUUCUUAUCUGACAAUGAUUGCAAACGAAGUGGUAAAGUUUCCGGAAUUUUUAGCAGGUCUCAAAGUGUUGCGAGAGUACGUAUCAGCCCUACAGAAGCAUCGAGAAGUUUUUACGAAAUUCAAAAAAAUGCAAAAAGAUGCGAAUGAUUCUGCCGACAUUCCCUGUUUGGAUGUUGAAGGCGAUUGGUUAUCAACUCUCUAUUUCCUUGCCAGCUGCAGCCAUCUACAUGAGACGUUUUCGAAUAUCCAUGAAAACUGGUGUAUGCCGAAUUAUCUGGAUGCAACUGAAGAGAAUUCAUUGGCGAAUCUACUAGAUUUUCUGUUAGUUCUUUGCCGGGUAACAAGCGAAAUCUGCUCGGAAGACAGUUGCAUUUCCCAAGCACUUUAUUCGAUUUCGAUGGUCCAUAAUUCCAUUAAAAAAUGUGGAAUCAAAUCAGCUCGAGAACGGAUGAGGAAAACGUUCGAUAAAUACUACAAAAGUAUGACAAAAGACAGAAGUGGUGACUAUCUCACUGUUUCGUCGCUUUUGGAUCCACGAUACGCAUAUUCCACUCUUAUUUUUAACGAAGAAAACUGGAAUCUAAUUGAGAAGAAGUUAAUCAAACUCUUUGAACCAUCACAACUACAGCAGCAAGGAGUGAAAAAUGAGCUGAAAGACUAUCGACAGUUGCAUGAGAAUCUUCCAGUUUUUGAUGAAGUGACAACCCCUACGACAUGGUGGAAUGAUCAUAGAGAUCAACUUCCACUGAUGCAUCGUCAGUGGAUUGAACACUCUGCACUUCCGGCAGUGGCUAUAGAUGGCAAGCGGUUUUUUGCAAAAGGAGGAAAACUUGCUCAUCUGUUUGCGACAUUGGAUGAAGAGCUACAUUACAAAGCUAUGCUCCUUGCACAAAGUUCUCAAGAUUUCAUUGGCCGUGGAAGUAUGAGCAGUUCUGUUUUGAAUCAAAUCACAGAAGGUUGCAAGUUCAAACGUCUUGAUCACGAACCAGAUUCCCUCGAAGAAGAAACAACGGAACCUGUUGCAGAAGUUAAAUUAGAACCAACGGACGAAACCAGUGAGAAUAGUAAACUUGUGGAAACAGAACUAAAACAAGAGGAACCAAAUGAUUUUUAA